AUGAAUACUGAGUUUUUCGAAGUAAUUUACCAUUAUCUUGAGCUCCAUCUCUCGAAUCUUCCUCCCUCACAAAACUACUCAAUCAUGAAAAAAAACGUAGAUGCUAUGAAACUCAUUCAGAUGGGCCUCACGUUAUUCGAUCCACAAGGAUAUAUUCCCGACUUUGGUAUUGAAUUCUGCUUCAUCUGGAAGUUCAAUUUUAUGGAAUUUAGCAUUGACAAAGAUCUCCAAAACUCGAAAUCCAUUGCUCUGCUUAGGCGCCAAGGCAUCGAUUUUACCAAGAACAAGCUAAUAGGAAUAAGUUCUGCGGACUUUGCCUUCUUGUUUUUGGCUUUUCAACUUUCGAUAGCAACGAGAUGGCUGGGAGGAAAUCAGACAUGGAUAACUUUUCACAGCACAUAUGAUUUCGGAUUCUUGAAGACUUAUUUCAAUGGUCCAACAAAGGAGUUGCUGAAUGCAUUUAAUUACAAGUUAUUCGAUCCACAAGGAAAUCUCCCCGACUUUGGAAUUGAAUUCUGCUUCAUCUGGAAGUUCAAUUUCAUAGACUUUGGUGUGGACGAAGAUCUCCAAAGCCCAAAAUCCAUUGCUCUGCUUAAGCGCCAAGACAUCGAUUAUUCCAUGAACAAGCUGAUAGGAAUAAGUUCCGCGGACUUUGCCUUUUUGUUUAUGGCUUCUCGACUUUCGAUAGCAACGAGAUGGCUACGAUGA
This is a messenger RNA of Olea europaea var. sylvestris, 708 nucleotides long. Its product is annotated as probable CCR4-associated factor 1 homolog 9. Gene Ontology annotation, molecular function: nucleic acid binding; poly(A)-specific ribonuclease activity. The record is from RefSeq and is a predicted model, not a curated record. Gene Ontology annotation, cellular component: CCR4-NOT complex; CCR4-NOT core complex; P-body. The coding region runs from base 1 to 708 and encodes 235 amino acids. NCBI's taxonomy places the organism in Eukaryota, Viridiplantae, Streptophyta, Magnoliopsida, Lamiales, Oleaceae. The transcript is spliced from 3 exons.